Globicephala melas (long-finned pilot whale) is the source of this 348-nucleotide messenger RNA. The record is from RefSeq and is a predicted model, not a curated record. NCBI's taxonomy places the organism in Eukaryota, Metazoa, Chordata, Mammalia, Artiodactyla, Delphinidae.
AUGCUGGUGGGUGGUAGAGUUAGUGGGGGUAGUGAUGAUGACAAAAGUGGUGACAGUGGUGGAGGUGGCCAUGGAAGUGUAGGUAGAGGUGGUGAUGGAGAAGCUGAUGGAGGAAGUCAUGGUGGAGGUAGUAGUAUUGGUAGUGGAAGUGGAGGUGUUGCUGGAGUUGGUGGAGGUUAUAAUGGAGAUAAUGGGGGUGGUAAUGGUGGUGGUGGAGGCAGGGAUAGAGAUGGUGCUGGUAGAGGAAGUAGAGGUGGUUUGGGAGAAAAUGAUGUAGGUGGAGGAGGUGACAAUAUUGGAGUUCGUGGAAGCAGAGGUGGUAGUGGUGAAAGUGGAGGGAAACAUUAA